AUGAAUCUAUUCCAAUUCCGUGAUGCCGUCUUCAAGAGGGACUAUGGUAACCCCUACCUCUCGCCGCGCGGUGCGCAGGCUAUGGCCGUGAGUGUCAUUUUCACGACGCUUGCUUCAUGUUUCGUCGCACUGCGGAUGUAUACUCGUAACAGAAUUUUGCGUCGUGUCGAAGCCAGUGACUGGGUGGUCGUUAUCGCCUUGGUCAAUUCAUACGUCUUCAUGGGCCUAGACAUAGCUGAGGCUACAAACGGCAUGGGAAUGCACCUCAAGGACAUCCCACCCAUGGUCCUCGAGCGGCAGUUCAAGGCCUUCUGGCUCACCAUCCCCUUCUACAAUGCCGCCGUUCUUUGCGCCAAAGCCUCAAUCCUAUUGCAAUACUUCCGAGUAUUCCCCACGCACCGCAUGCGUAUCAUCUGUUGGAUCAUGAUCACUGUCCUUGCGGUCUACGGCACUUGGUGUGUGAUUAGUGCAUUCCUGAACUGCAUCCCUAUCGCCAAGUUCUGGAACCCCACCAUCGAGGGCUUCUGUUUGAGCAAGCCCGGCCUGUGGUUCUCCAAUGCGGGCAUGCACAUCACCACCGAUCUUGUCAUUCUGAUCAUCCCAAUCCCAGCCUUGAUCGCAAUCGAUAUCCCCAAGAAGCAGAAGUUCGCCUUGAUUUUCAUGUUCGCUGUCGGUGGAUUUGUUUGCAUUACCAGUAUCGUCCGCCUGAUCAGCUUGAAGAAGAUCGCCGACUCGACCGAUCCUACCUACGACAAUGUCGGCGCCGCCUCAUGGUCCGCGAUUGAAUGCAACACGGGCAUCAUCUGCGCGUGUCUCCCGACCCUCAAACCCCUCAUAACCCGCAUCUUGCCCGGCCUGAUGUCCUCCUUCAGCGGCAACCGUCCCACCUACGGCAGUGGCCAAAUGUCUACCCAGCGCUCAGGCCACUGGGACGAGUCGACUAUCGGCGCCCCAGGUGACGACCCCGAAGUCGUUGGCGCAGGUGACCCGGAGCGUGUGCUGGCCCUAGUUCCUGGAAAAGGCCUCAGAAACUCUGUGCAAUCGGAGAAGAACCAAAUUACCAAGACUACGUCUGUCACUGAAAUCUCGGAGUAUCAGCGCCAGCACUCGGAAUCUGAGUCGUCAUCUUCACCGCGCCGUUAA
Molecule: messenger RNA, 1143 nt
Organism: Penicillium cinerascens
Lineage: Eukaryota; Fungi; Ascomycota; Eurotiomycetes; Eurotiales; Aspergillaceae
Exons: 5
Coding region: 1-1143 (380 amino acids)
Source: RefSeq, a predicted model, not a curated record